AGCGGGCAUUUGUAAAGCAGUGAGGACUGUGUAUUCUGCAGGGUGACUGGAUUAGAAAGGGCAUUUGAUUGCUACAACUGUGCAUACUUACUUACUUACUUUUACUAAUUUAUAUAGUUAUAAGUUCACCCAUUUGUUCAGCUUAACAAUAGUGCUGCUUAACUUAAUAACGGGGAGUGGCAAAGGAAAUUGAAAAGCUGUAUGCGGCUGUACCUCAACUUCGCAAUAUUUUCUACAUUAAAAGCAAAAUUGGGGAAGGUACAUUUAGUUCUGUGUAUUUGGCCAUUGGAAGGCUGAGGUCUGGAGAAGAUGUAACGUUUGCUUUAAAACAUUUAAUCCCCACAAGUCAUCCAACUCGAAUUGCAGCAGAACUCCAGUGCCUUUCAGUAGCUGGCGGUGAAGACAAUGUAAUGGGAGUUAAGUACUGCUUUAGAAAUAAAGAUCACGUGGUUAUUGUAAUGCCUUAUUUAGAACAUGAAUGUUUUGCGGAUAUUUUGCAUUCACUCAGCUUGGAGGAAACUAAAGAAUAUAUGUUUAAUCUCUUGAAAGCUCUUAGACGUAUACACAGUUUUGGUAUAGUCCAUCGAGAUGUUAAACCAAGCAAUUUUCUGUACAACAGAUCUCUUAAAAAGUUUGCAUUAGUAGACUUUGGCUUGGCUCAAGGAACACCAGACACAAAAAUUGAUCUUCUGAAAGUUUUGCAGCCCAAAAAACAGGGAAGUUGCUCACAAAAUCAUCCGUAUAUUAUAUCAGGAAACUGGGUGCAUCAGAAUAUACCGGUACUUAGAAAAGUAAACCAUGUAUCAUCAAAACAGUCUGUUAAAAAGCAGUGGUCACAUUCAGGAACUCAUAUAUCCACAGGAAACCAUGGACAGGAAGGGCUGUUUGGCAGCUCUGCUCAGCGGUCUGUAUUUGGAGAGAGGAAUUUUAAUGUGCACAGUGCUGUCACCACUGACAACACCACUUUAAAAGCAGUAAAACCAUCCAAAAUGCUAGAUGUAACAACAAGAAAGCUGGCAACAAGAAAGACUGUUUCUGCAAAAAGCACAAGUAGUAGUGUCAAUAAGAAAGCUUCCAGUAUAUGCCAAACAAGCUUGGCCUGCGACUGUUAUGCAAAAGAUCAAGUGUGUAAUAUUUGCCUUGCAAGGACACGACAAGUUGCUCCAAGAGCUGGUACUCCUGGUUUUCGUGCUCCCGAGGUCCUCACAAAAUGUCCCCAUCAAACUACUGCAAUUGACAUGUGGUCUGCAGGCAUCAUCUUUCUUUCUUUACUAAGCGGAAGAUAUCAUUUUUUUAAUGCUGCGGAUGAUAUGAAUGCUUUGGCCCAGAUUAUGACGAUUCGUGGAUCUAAGGAGACAAUACAAGCUUCUAAAUGUUUUGGUAAAAAUUUGCUUUGUAGUAAAGAACUUCCUUCAAAGGACUUAAAAACUCUGUGUGAAGGGUUGAGAAGUGCAGUCCUUCUUCCAAAUGGUGAUCAACAUGACAUACAAAAACAAAGGGCUGCUUUACAAAUGCAGAUAAUGGAAAAUCAAGAUGGAUGGUUUUCACCAGAAUCGUCUAAUAUAACUCAUGCUUCUUCUAUGGUUGCUAGUUGUGUGUCUGCACCUGAUAAUAUGGAUAUUGAACAAUCUAAUCAUAAUGGGUGGGAUAGAGUCCCAAAUGAGGCUUAUCAUCUAUUAGACAGACUUCUUGAUAUGAAUCCAGCAACAAGAAUUACGGCGGAAGAAGCUUUAAUACAUCCACUUUUUAAAAACAUGAGGUAAUGUGUUGUCACCUUCUGCUUGUACUGCCAAGAAUAAGGAAAAUAUUUCAAAUUUUUGUAUUAUAGGUUUAUUUUUAAAUUAUUUAAAUAAAUUCUCAUUUUUGUAA
Xenopus tropicalis (tropical clawed frog) is the source of this 1869-nucleotide messenger RNA. It is a transcript of the gene cdc7, whose product is annotated as cell division cycle 7. Gene Ontology annotation, molecular function: protein kinase activity; protein serine/threonine kinase activity; kinase activity. The coding region runs from base 411 to 1763 and encodes 450 amino acids. The transcript is spliced from 11 exons. The record is from RefSeq and is a predicted model, not a curated record. Gene Ontology annotation, cellular component: Dbf4-dependent protein kinase complex. Lineage: Eukaryota; Metazoa; Chordata; Amphibia; Anura; Pipidae.